AUGGCCACUCUGGAAGAAAGCUUCCCCCGAGGGGGUUCGAGCAAGGCCCACAAAGCUGAGAAAGCUUUUCAGGACUCAAUUGAACAGGACAACUUAUUUGACGUUUCUACGGAAGAAAAAUCCACCAAACGGAAGAAGAGCCAAAAAGGGCCAGUCAAAACAAAAAAGUUGAAAAUCGAAAAGAAAGAAACUGUCACGCCAGCAAAAGAGAAGUUUGAAAUCCUCAAAGUUGAGUCCCUGUGUGAGGGGAUACGGAUUUUGGGUUGUGUGAAAGAGGUACGUGACCUGGAACUGGUGAUUAGUCUCCCCAAUGGCCUUCAGGGAUUUGUGCAGGUGACUGAAGUCAGUGACGUCUACACCAGAAUGCUGAACGAGCAGGUGGCGCAGGAAGAACCUGUGAAGGACCUGGUCCCCUUGCCAGAGCUUUUCUCACCUGGGAUGCUGGUGAGAUGUGUGGUGAGCAGUGUGGGAACCACGCAGAAGGGCAAAAAGAGUGUCAAGCUGUCUCUGAACCCCAAAAAUGUCAAUGGCGUGCUGAGUGCUGAGGCCCUGAAGCCUGGCAUGCUGCUCACGGGCACUGUGUCCAGUGUGGAAGACCAUGGCUACCUAGUGGACAUUGGUGUUGGUGGGAACAGAGCUUUUCUGCCACUGCAGAAAGUCGAGGAGAACAGCCGACAGAACAAAGAUACCAAACUGAAGGUGGGUCAGUACCUGAACUGCGUCAUUCAAGAGGUGAAAGGCAGCGGAGGAGUUGUUAGUCUAUCUGUUGAUCCUUCAGAGGUUUCUACUGCCAUUGCUACAGAGGAGCACAACUGGAGCCUUAAUAACUUGCUACCAGGGCUAGUGGUCAAAGCCAAGGUGCAGAAGGUGACUCCACUUGGCCUCACAGUAAACUUCCUCUCAAACUUCACGGGCCUGGUUGACUUUAUGCAUCUGGAACCCAAGAAAAUUGGAACCUAUUCUUCAAACCAAACAGUGAAGGCCUGCAUCCUCUUGGUCCAUCCUUGGACAAAAGUUGUGCGGCUGAGCUUGCAUCCUGUCUUCUUACAACCUGGGCGCCCACUCGCUCGUCUCUCCUGCCAGCAGCUUGGGGCUGUGCUGAAUGAUGUUCCUGUACAUGGCUUUUUCAGCAAGGCUGGAGCCACCUUCAAGCUGAAGGACGGAGCGCUGGCUUUUGCUCGGUUCAGCCAUCUCUCUGAUUCUAAGAACUUCAAACCUGAGAUGUUUAAGCCUGGGAGCACCCACAAGUGUAGAGUUAUCGACUACAGCCUGAUGGAUGAGCUGCCUAUGCUCUCUCUGCGGACGUCAAUUCUUCAAGCCCGGUACCUUAGCUAUCAUGACAUCAAACCAGGGGCAGUGGUAAAGGGCACAGUGAUGACCAUAAGGAAAUAUGGGAUGCUCGUGAAGGUGGGCGAGCAGAUCAGGGGCCUGGUACCUCCCAUGCACCUGGCUGACAUCCUGAUGAAGAAUCCAGAGAAGAAGUACCACCCUGGGGAUGAGGUCAAGUGCCGGGUUUUGAUCUGUGACCCUGAAGCCAAGACAUUGAUGAUGACCCUGAAGAAAACUCUGAUUGAAUCCGAACUGCCUGCUGUUACCUGCUAUGCUGACGCCACGCCCGGUCUCCAGACACAUGGCUUCAUCUUCAAGGUCAAGGACUGUGGUUGCAUCGUGAAGUUCUAUAAUGACGUGCAAGGCCUGGCGCCCAAGCAUGAGCUGAGCACUGAGUAUAUCGCAGCCCCAGAGACGGUCUUUUACCCUGGCCAGGUGGUGAAGGUGGUCGUGCUGAACUGUGAGCCAGCCAAAGAGAGGAUGUUCUUAUCUUUCAAGCUGAUGAGUGAUCCAGAAGCAAAGAAAACACAAGAGGGAGGGAGUCAAAAGAAAGGAAGACCCAUUCAUGUUGGGCAGUUGGUGGAUGUGAAGAUUGUAGAGAAGACCAAAGAUGGGCUGGAGGUGACUGUCCUGCCCCACAACAUCCCUGCGCUUCUCCCUACCCCUCACCUGUCGGACCACGUUGCCAAUGGCCCGCUGCUUUAUCACUGGCUCCAGCCAGGUGACACCCUCCACAGGGUCCUGUGUCUGCGGAGUGAGGGACGUGUUCUCCUCUCUAGGAAGCCAGCCUUAGUCUCUGCAGUAGAAGGUGGUCAGGAUCCCAAGAACUUCUCAGAAAUCCAGCCUGGCAUGGUGCUCAUGGGGUUUGUGAAGAGCAUCAAGGACUACGGCGUGUUUGUCCAGUUCCCCUUAGGACUGAGUGGACUGGCUCCCAAAGCUGUCAUGAGUGACAAAUUUGUGACCUCCACAAGUGACCACUUUGUGGAGGGGCAGACAGUAGUUGCGAAAGUGACGAAUGUCGAUGAGGAAAAGGAGCGGAUGCUGCUGUCCUUACGGCUGUCGGACUGUGCUCUGGGGGACGUGGCUACCACCAGCCUCCUCCUUCUGACCCAGUGCCUGGAGGAGCUGCAGGGCGUGCGCAGCCUCAUGGGCAGUCGAGACUCUGUACUGAUCCAGACAUUGGCUGAGAUGACCCCAGGGAUGACCCUUGACGUGGAAGUGCAGGAGGUGUUGGAAGAUGGCUCUGUGGUGUUCAGUGGGGGUCCAGCGCCAGGCCUGGUCCUGCGGGCCAGUAAAUAUCAUCGAGCAGGGCAGGAGGUGGAAUCUGGGCAGAAAAAGAAGGCUGUGAUCUUAAAUGUUGAUAUGCUGAAGUUGGAAGUACAUGUGUCCCUUUGCCAGGAUUUGGUGAAUAGAAAACUUAAAAAGCUGAAGAAAGGCAGCGAAUACCAGGCCACAGUGCAGCACUUGGAGGAGUCCUUCGCCAUCGCCUCUGUGCUAGAGACCGGCCACCUGGCAGUUUUCUCCCUGAACUCUCACCUCAAUGACACUUUCCGCUUUGACUCUGAGAAGUUGCAGGUGGGACAGGGGGUCUCCCUCACCCUCAAGACGACACAGCCAGGAGUGACUGGUCUUCUUUUGGCUGUUGAGGGGCCAGCUGCUAAGAGGACCAUGCGGAAGACACGGAAGGACUCGGAGACUGUGGAUGAAGAUGAGGACGUGGAUCCACCCCUGGUUGUAAGGACCGCAAAGAAGCAUACCUUGUCCAUUGGGGACAUGGUCACAGGGACUGUGAAGUCCGUUAAGGCCACCCAUGUGGUUGUUACGCUGGAAGGUGGUCUUGUUGGCUGUAUUCAUGCCUCCCACAUUCUUGAUGACGUUCCAGUGGGCACCUCUCCCACCAGCACGCUCAGAGUUGGGAAGACAGUCACCGCCCGGGUGAUUGGAGGACGGGACAUGAAGACUUACAAGUUCCUCCCAAUAAGUCAUCCCAGUUUUGUUCGAACGAUCCCAGAACUGAGUGUUCGAUCAAGUGAGCUGGAGAAGGAUGACCACACAGUUCUCAACACUCACUCUGUUAGCCCCGUGGAGAAGAUUAAACAGUACCAGGCGGGCCAGACUGUGACCUGCUUCUUGAAGAAGUACAACGUGAUUAAGAAAUGGCUUGAGGUGGACAUUGCUCCGGACAUCCGAGGGAGGAUUCCCUUACUGCUCACUUCUCUUAGCUUCAAGGUUCUGAAACAUCCAGAUAAGAAGUUCCAGAUUGGCCAGGCUCUGAAUGCCACCGUAGUCGGUCCGGAUUCCUCCAAGGCCUUCUUGUGUCUCUCACUCAUAGGUCCUCACAAGCUUGAGAAAGGCGAAGUGGCCAUGGGCCGAGUGGUGAAGGUGACUCCCAAUGACGGGCUGACUGUCUCCUUCCCUUUUGGGAAGCUUGGAAGAGCAAGCAUAUUUCAUGUGAGCGACUCUUACUCUGAGGCACCCCUGGAAGACUUUACUCCCCAAAAAAUUGUCAGAUGUUGCGUCCUCUCCACUGAAGACUAUCCUUUGACUUUGUCACUGCGAUCAUCCAGAACAAACCCGGAGACAAAAAGCAGAAUUGACGACCCUGAGGUUAACUCCCUCAAGGACGUUAAGGAGGGGCAGCUGCUGCGGGGCUACGUGAAGGCUGUCGAGCCGCACGGGGUGCUCCUCAGUCUUGGCCCUUCGGUUGUGGGUUUGGCCCGGUACUCCAGUGUCUCGCAGUACAAACCAUCAAAGAAAGCCCUUUAUAGCAAACACCUUCCUGAAGGGAAGCUGCUCACAGCCAGGGUCCUCAGCCUGAAUCACAAGAGGGGCCUGGUGGCAUUAUCGUUCCUCCCCCAAGACACCGGGAAACCAGAUGUGCUUCCUGCCUCCGUAGAACAGCCACUUGGAGAGCAGGAGGAAAGGGAAAUGGAGGCAGAGAGAGGGGACCAGACAGGCAAUGAGAUGAAAAGCCAGAAAAGAAAAGAGAACAAGGACCAGAAAGGCCAGGCGGCGGCGAAGCGGCCCAGCAAGGAGGAGCACAAGCCCCAGCAGCCACAGACCAAGAAGGCCAAGCGGACGCGCCAGGAGUCUGGGAGUGAACAGGAAAGCGUGAACAAGAAGCAGAAGAAAGCUGCUCCGUCAGAGGAGGACGACAGUGGGGUGGAAGUGUAUUAUCGGGAAGGCGAAGAUGAGCUGGAAGACAUAACUGUGCCACCCAAGGAGAAGCCAACCAAGCCCGCGGAGGCGCCCCGGCUGCAGCUGUCGUCAGGCUUCAUGUGGGACGUGGGACUGGACUCCCUCACUCCGGCUUUGCCCCCUCGAGGCGACAGCUCAGACAGCGAGGAGGACGAGAGUCCACAGGAAGCUACGAAGAAGAAGAGCAAGAAGGAGAGAGUGUUGGAGAAGCAGAAGGCAGAGAAGGAACUGUCCCGCCUUGAGGAGGCCCUGAUGGACCCUGGGCGGCAGCCCGAGUCAGCGGAGGACUUUGACCGGCUGGUGCUCAGCUCCCCCAACAGCUCCAUCCUGUGGCUGCAGUAUAUGGCCUUCCACCUGCAGGCCACUGAGAUCGAGAAGGCGCGCGUGGUGGCUGAGCGAGCUCUCAAGACCAUCUCCUUUAGAGAGGAGCAGGAGAAACUGAACGUGUGGGUGGCACUGCUGAACCUAGAGAACAUGUACGGCUCUCAGGAGUCGCUGACCAAGGUCUUCGAGCGGGCCGUGCAGUACAACGAGCCUCUCAAGGUCUUUCUGCACCUGGCUGACAUCUACACCACGUCAGAGAAAUUCCAGGAAGCUGGUGAGCUCUACAACCGCAUGCUGAAGCGUUUCCGCCCCGAGAAAGCCGUCUGGAUCAAAUACGGCUCCUUCCUUCUGCGGAGGGGCCAGGCUAGCGCCAGUCACCGCCUGCUGCAGCGAGCCCUCGAGUGCUUGCCUAAGAAGGACCAUGUGGAUGUGAUUGCCAAGUUUGCGCAGCUCGAGUUCCAGCUGGGGGACGCGGAGCGGGCCAGAGCCAUGUUUGAGAACACCCUGAGCACUUACCCCAAGCGCACGGAUGUGUGGUCCGUGUACAUCGACAUGAUCAUCAAGCAUGGCAGCCAGAAGGAAGUGCGGGACAUCUUUGAGCGGGUCAUUCACCUGAGCCUGGCCCCCAAGCGAAUGAAAUUCUUCUUUAAGCGCUACCUGGACUACGAGAAGCAGCACGGUACAGAGAAGGACGUGCAGGCAGUGAAGGCCAAGGCCCUGGAAUACGUGGAGGCCAAGAAUUCGGUGUUGGAGGACUAG
This is a messenger RNA of Elephantulus edwardii (Cape elephant shrew), 5610 nucleotides long. RefSeq names its product programmed cell death 11 (gene PDCD11). The record is from RefSeq and is a predicted model, not a curated record. The transcript has 35 exons. Gene Ontology annotation, cellular component: small-subunit processome; nucleolus; nucleus. Bases 1 to 5610 code for a protein of 1869 amino acids. Gene Ontology annotation, molecular function: protein binding; RNA binding. NCBI's taxonomy places the organism in Eukaryota, Metazoa, Chordata, Mammalia, Macroscelidea, Macroscelididae. Gene Ontology annotation, biological process: rRNA processing.